Vicia villosa (hairy vetch) is the source of this 10959-nucleotide messenger RNA. RefSeq lists its product as uncharacterized. Gene Ontology annotation, biological process: DNA integration. Gene Ontology annotation, molecular function: methyltransferase activity; nucleic acid binding; RNA-DNA hybrid ribonuclease activity. Bases 2373 to 9386 code for a protein of 2337 amino acids. The transcript has 4 exons. Lineage: Eukaryota; Viridiplantae; Streptophyta; Magnoliopsida; Fabales; Fabaceae. The record is from RefSeq and is a predicted model, not a curated record.
CUUAUGUUCUGUCCAAAGCUGGUGUUAAUGUUGUUUUGUAUGACAAGGAAGAUUAUUUAGGAGGAACAGGAGAAAGAAUUCAUGCCAACAACAAUACUCAUUUGUACCACCUAGGAUUCAUGUUGCUUAAUCCGGUCAUGUGAAUGUUUUGUAUGUAAAUGCGAUGUGUAUGAGUGUUUAUGUAAGUGAAUAUGUAAGUAUGAUGACUUUGGGGUACUAUCUUUUGUCACCAAUUGGAAUUUGUUUAAGAUCUUUCGAGCAACUUUACGGGUCUUGACUCAGAUCGCCCGGGGCUAGUAUGUUGGAAUGUGGCGGUGUGUUUUUGUUUUUUUAGGGUUAUCAGAUCAUCAGGCGUAUAUUGGCUGCCGGAGGGUAUCCAGAAAAUAUCAAUCUCUGUCAAGAAUGGAUAACAACGUGACCGUCAAUCAAGGGGCUACAAGGCGCACACACACUUAUACUUUCCAUCGUGAGGGUAUGGUUCAGUUGGGGCAAUUGGGUGAAUUGGUCACUGGUCAUAAUGAAACAGUGUUCAGUGACAACUAUGGCAACAUAUUAUCUCUUCUGUACUCGCGUGUCGACGAAUGGGCCUUAUCUACUCUUCUUCAGUUCUACGACCCAGAUAUCCGUUGUUUCACAUUUUCAGAUUAUCAGCUGGCUCCCACUCUCGAAGAGUACUCUUGCCUCCUCAACAUCAAGAUUCAACACAGAGUGCCUUUUGUUUGUGUCCCGGAGAAACCUAGGUUGGAUUACAUUGCCAACGCUCUUUAUUUGAGCUUGGGUGAUGUUCAUGAUAACUGGAAAGAGAAGGGUGAUACACAUGGCUUCUACAUGAGUUUCCUGGUUGAAAAAGCUCAAGAAUUUGCCGACAAAGGGAUAUGGGAGGCUUUCAAUGCUAUUUUGGCCGCUCUAAUCUACGGAAUUGUGAUGUUUCCCAACAUUCACAAGUUCGUGGACUUGGCUGCUAUAUGUCUUUUUAUGGACAAGAAUCCAAUACCCACCCUAUUGGCUGACACGUAUUAUUCUAUUCACUCUCGGCAUGGUAAAAGGGGGGCUAUUCGAGGUUGCUUGCCGCUGUUAUAUAAAUGGUUCAAAUCUCACUUGCCUGCUAGUGGUCCGUUUGUUACCUCUACUCAGAAAUGGUCUCAGAGAAUCAUGGGACUUACUGCAAACGACAUCGUAUGGUAUCAAUUCCGAACAGGCAUAUCUGAAGUCAUUAUCAGGUGCGGAAACUUUGGUAACGUCCCGCUCAUUGGGACAAGAGGAUGUAUUAACUACAACCCAGUUCUAGCUCUUCGUCAGUUGGGCUAUACCAUGAAAAGUGGGCCUUCGGAUAGGGAGAUUUACCAAUCCGUAUACUUUGAGAAGGGAGCUGACCCUAUAGCGCUUGAGGAAAUCAGGAAGGCCUGGAAUAACAUUCAUAUAGGUGAGAGAUCCACUCUGGGAGCCAAGAAUGCCAUUGCUAUGGAACCCUAUACCGAUUGGGUUAAGAAGAGAGUCAAGACACUUUUGUUACCAUUCCCGGAAGUUCCUCUCUUGUAUGCACAACCUCCGAAGAUAUCAGAAACUAUGGUAUCAAGAGAACGUUUCGACCAGGUCCGCGUCGCCAAUUUGAGACUGAAAGAGAAAGAUAGGGAUAUGGAUUUGAAGCGCUAUUUCCUUAAACAGACAAAGAAUGAACUGGCCCGUGAACUUAAAACUCUCAAAGGGGAGUCUUCUCAAGCCAGGAAGAGAGUUAGAACUUAAAAGGACGGGAAAGCUGUUGUUGCUCCUACUGAAGACCCUCAAAAGGUUAUAGAAAAGGCUAUAAAGGAAGAAAAAGAGAAGCUCAGACGAGAGUAUCAAGAAGACCUGAAAGCCCACAAGCUCCGACUGGAGAAAGAAACCAAGUAUGAGUUGAGGACCAUGAAGAAGAAACUGGAAGAAGAGACCACUCAGAGAAUAGCCCUUGAGACCCAACUGAAAGGAAGUCACCUCCGCACCGCCCGACUAGCUGAAGAGAAUGUCAAGCUCAGAGACCAAAUGAUGAGUGAAGCAAAUGCACUUGAGAAGACCUAUAUCCCAGAAUGCAAAGGGUGUGACGAACUUAGGGAUUGCUGCAAGAAUCUAGACACACAGUUAUUCCGAAAGGAUGAAGUGAUCCAAAGCCUGGUCAAAGGAAGAGAUCGGGAGGCGACUAAGAAGCUAUUUGACGAAACAAAGAAGUGGAGUGAUGCCCAUUUCAGACAAGGAGGGCCUUUGUUCUACAUUGAGAUGAAUUGAUAAUUGAAUUUUGUUUGUAGAUCACCACCAGACUUGUUGGAUGGGGUCUCUAUUGCUCUUUGUAUUUGAACAUUGUUAUUUGUGUUUGAACCCACUCGCCUUAGGGGGCUAUUAUGAAUGAAAUGAAUUGCUUUCCGUUUCCACUUGAUAUCUCUCUCGUCACGUUGCUAUUUGUUCUUGACUAUCAAUCUUACUUUGGAUACCCUGAAAAUGACACAACACAUCAUAUGCACACAUGCACUCAUACAUUCACAUUAUCACAUUGCAUUUUUCAGGUUAUUGCACAAGAAACUAAUUGGGGUCCUUUUCAGCAACAGAUUUCUUUCCCGACGACGAAGCUGACUUUCUUACAUCCUUACCGCACCAGGAGUAACGAGAGAAUCAUGGAACAAUUUGAACAGAAUCAAGCCGCCCUUCGUAGGGAUAUGGAUGUUAUGGGGGAAAGAAUGGCCCAACUUAUGGAGACUCUCCAUGCCGUCGUUCAAGGACAGGAUGAACUCAGAAAGAGCGUCGCUAGUUUGGUCAAAGAUACUCCUACCAAUUCUGCUGACGGAGGGGUGAAAACUAAAGAGACUCCUGUUAAUGAGACACUGAAAGUAGUGGACGACCACCAUGAGGUUAUUGAUCUUGAACAUGAUCUUACUGCUGAGUUGACUGAGACUGCUAAGAUGUACCAAGCUCUCGAAGAACGCCUUAAGGCUGUUGAAGUUGCCAAAACUUCAAGUUUUAAUACUGCUGCUAUGUGCUUGGUACCUGGGAUUGUUAUUCCCCCGAAGUUCAAGGUGCCAGAUUUUGAUAAGUACAAGGGAGUUACCUGCCCAGAGACUCACAUUCGUUCCUACUGCCGUAAGAUGGCCGCUCACGCUGAGAACGAACCUCUGCUUAUGCACUUCUUCCAGGAUAGUCUCACUGGAGCCCCGUUAGAGUGGUAUAUGAAACUCGAGAGGUCUAAUGUCAGUACUUGGGGAGAACUUGUUGAUGCCUUCUUGAAACAAUACCACUACAAUACUGCUAUGGCUCCUAGCCGUGCCCAGUUGCAGAAUAUGUCACAGAAAUCUGAAGAGUCUUUUAAGGAAUACGCCCAGAGGUGGCGUGAACUUGCUGCUCGAGUCCAACCUCCUUUAUUGGACCGAGAGUUGAUUGAUCUGUUUAUGGGGACUCUGAAAGGGCCGUAUCUUCAGCACAUGGUUAGUAAUACUUCCCCUUCCUUUUCGGAUGUGGUCAUCAUUGGUGAGAGGGUUGAGAACUGUGUCAAAGCUGGUACCAUUCAAGGUGUUACUAAUUCUAGCAACUCAAGUGGUAAUGGUAAGAAGCCGUAUUCUGGGUUUGUGAAGAAGAAGGAAGGUGAGACUAGCACCGCUUCUGUUGACCAAAGCCGAGCUCCUGCAUAUUCUGCUGUUCCGCCUCCUUAUUAUCCGAUGCCUUAUGCUGUUCCUGGCCCAUAUGUCCCUCAAGCAUAUGCUGCUGCUCUUCCACAACCAUGGAUGGCACCCCAACAGCCUUUCGUACCACAACAACAAGCUGCUGCUCCUCAGAAUCGUCAACAGAACCCUAGGCCUCAAGGUCAAAGGGGCCCGCAAAGAACAAGAUUCCAAGAUAGGCGUAUCGAUCCGGUUCCGAUGUCAUAUGCUCAGCUUCUCCCUCAGUUGCUUGCUGGUCAAUUGGUACAACUCCGUGAACUUGGACCUCCACCUAGUCCUCUCCCUCCCGGUUAUGAUGUUAAUGCUCGAUGUGAAUUUCAUUCAGGGGCUCCAGGCCACACUAUUGAAAAGUGUAGAGCAUUCAAAUUGAAGGUUCAGGAUCUCCUUGAUGACAAGCUUAUCUCGUUCGCUCCUACUGGUCCUAAUGUGCAGAAUAAUCCUAUGCCUCCUCAUGCUGGUACGACCAAUGCUAUUGAGUUAUGUGAGGAUCGGAUCCUAGUUAAUGAUGUUAAUGAGGUUAGGAUGCCGCUAGCAGUUGUCAGAGAGUAUCUUAUGCAACAAAAGGUUUUGUGUGAACUACAUGACUACUGUUUGCAAUGUUCUUCUAAUCCUGAGGAAUGCAUUAGGUUGAGAGAGGAAAUCCAGAAACUAAUGGAUGAAGGUGUUCUUAGAGUGGAAAGGGUUGUUCCUGUCGAAAAUGUGGCUACUUUAGAGAUCCCUUACUACCCUGCUGAGAUAUCAAAGACUCAGGGCACUUCUUUGGUCAUUCAUGCUCCGAGUACUCCUUUGGUCGUUCAAGCUCCGAGGACUCCAUUGGUUAUUCAGGUUCCAAAUGUUCCUUCGACUCCUUCAACCUCGUCUAUUGUUCCCUCUCCUGUGAAUGAUUCUAAGGCUGUUCCUUGGAGUUAUAAUGCCGUGUAUAUUCGAGGGAAGAAAUAUGAUUGUCCUCCAGUGGGUAAUUCGAGCAUCACUAAUAUUACUGGCACUAGUGGCAUUACCCGUAGUGGUCGGAUCUUUGCUGCCCCUCCUCCGCUUCCUAAAGAGACCAAUAAAGAGGCUAGUACACAAGCAAAAGGAAAGCAAAUUGCUGUUGAUCCUCCUGUGACACGUAAUGCACAAGAUGCCGAGCAACUCUUGAGAAUCAUUAAGAAAAGUGAUUACAAAGUGAUUGACCAACUUGAUCAGACUCAAGCCAAGAUCUCCAUCUUGUCUCUCUUGGUACAUUCUGAAGCUCAUCGUGAUGCUCUGAUGAAAGUUCUGGCUUCCGCUCACGUAACUCAAGACAUUACCGUGCCUCAGUUUGAAGGGGUUGUGACCAACAUUGCUGCUGGUAAUUGUUUGGGUUUUUCUGAUGAUGAGCUUCCACCUGAGGGUAGAGCACACAACAAAGCGUUGCAUAUCUCCGUCAAGUGUCUGGAUGCUGUGUUGUCUCGAGUUCUGAUUGAUACUGGUUCUUCUCUUAAUGUGAUGCCCAAGACUACUUUGUUUAAGCUGAGUAUGGAUGGGAUUAUGAUGAGACCAUGCACUAUGAGUGUCAGAGCGUUUGAUGGCUCCAGAAGGUCCGUAGAAGGGGAAAUUGAUCUGCCUGUUUUGAUUGGCCCUCACAUGUUCUAUAUUGCCUUCUAUGUCAUGGAUAUAAGUCCUUCAUACACUUGCCUCUUGGGUCGUCCCUGGAUCCAUGCUGCUGGGGCUGUGACAUCUACCCUCCAUCAGUGUUUGAAAUUUGUUGUGAAUGACAAGAUUGUUGUGAUCACUGGUGAAGAGGAUUUGAUUGUCAAUAAUCUGGCGUCAUACCGUUAUGUUGAAGUGGAGGGAGAGAUACAAGAGACACCUUUUCAAGCUUUAGAGAUUGUGUCGGUUGAUAAACUCCCCGUGGUUGAGAAUAAGAAGGAACUCGGAGCACCCCUCUCGUCUUUAAAUGAUGCUAAGGCCUUCUUAGAAGCUGGUAUUCCCCAUAGCGCCUGGGGCAAACUGAUUGAUGUUCAUGAGAAGCGAGACAAGUACGGCCUUGGGUAUCAGCCAUCUUCCUCUACUCAGCUCAGCAUAAUUCCUGGAAAGAAGGUGAUUCCCCCCAUUUCUCAAGUGUUCGUCAGUGCAAGCACCAGUUCUGGAAGUCAGGUUCUCGCCGUGGAUGAUGAUGAUGAAGAAGAUCUCUCCAAAUUCAUUUGCCAUGCUGCGCCUGGACAGGAACUCAACAAUUGGACUAUCUUGGACAUCCCCAAAGUCACUUUUAUGGAGAUAUCUGGCUCGAAUUCCAUCAAAAAUGAUAAUGUUACAGUUCCCCGUCUUGAUAUCCUUGAGAAUCCAAUUGACCAAGCUGAUGAGGAUAGUGGGGAAGAUUGUGAAGUCCCCGAGGAAUUGGCAAGACUUUUGAGACAAGAAGAGAAAUCUAUUCAGCCACAUCAGGAAGCCAUAGAAAUCGUCAACCUCGGUACAGAAGAAGCAAAGAGAGAAGUCAAGAUAGGUGCCGCUUUGGAAAGUGAUGUAAAAAGAAGGUUGAUUGAGUUGCUUCGAGAGUAUGUUGAUAUCUUCGCCUGGUCAUAUGAAGACAUGCCUGGUUUAGACACGGAUAUAGUUAUGCACAGGCUACCUCUCAAACCAGAAUGUCCGCCGGUAAAACAGAAACCACGAAGAACUCGACCUGAUAUGGCUUUGAAAAUCAAGGAAGAAGUUGAAAAACAGUUGAAGGCUGGUUUCUUAUCUGUGUGUGAAUAUCCUCCUUGGAUUGCAAACAUAGUACCCGUUCCUAAGAAGGACGGAAAGGUACGCAUGUGUGUCGAUUACCGAGAUUUGAAUAGGGCAAGUCCGAAGGAUGAUUUCCCUCUGCCUCAUAUUGAUGUGCUAGUCGACAACACUGCUCAGUAUUCGGUGUUCUCCUUCAUGGAUGGUUUUUCUAGCUAUAAUCAAAUAAAAAUGGCUCCUGAAGAUAUGACCAAGACUACUUUUACCACUCCGUGGGGUACGUAUUGUUAUAAGGUGAUGCCUUUUGGUCUUAAGAAUGCUGGUGCAACAUACCAACGAGCUAUGGUGACCCUUUUCCAUGAUAUGAUCCAUAAGGAGAUUGAGGUGUACGUCGAUGAUAUGAUCGCAAAAUCCCAAACUGAGGAGGAACAUUUGAUGUAUCUUGAGAAACUGUUUGCUCGUUUGCGUAAAUUCAAGUUGAGGCUUAAUCCAAACAAGUGCACUUUCGGAGUGCGAUCUGGAAAAUUACUUGGAUUCAUUGUGAGCCAACGAGGGAUUGAGGUCGACCCUGACAAAGUAAGAGCAAUACAGAAUAUGCCAGCACCAAAGAAUGAAAAAGAGGUCCGAGGGUUCCUUGGGAGAUUGAACUACAUAGCCAGGUUCAUUUCUCAUCUCACUGACACCUGUGAACCCAUCUUCAAACUGCUGCGCAAGAAUCAAGAUAUCCGUUGGGAUGAUCAUUGUCAAGAAGCUUUUGAGAAGAUUAAACAGUAUCUCCAAGAGCCGCCAAUUCUCAUGCCUCCGGUUCCUGGGAGGCCGCUUCUUAUGUACUUGACUGUGCUUGAAGGAUCUAUGGGGUGUGUGUUGGGCCAACAUGACGAGUCUGGUCGAAAAGAGUGCGCCAUUUAUUACCUGAGCAAAAAGUUUACCGAUUGUGAAUCCCGCUACUCACUGCUCGAGAAAACUUGCUGUGCUUUGGUAUGGGCUGCUCGCCGACUGAGGCAGUAUAUGUUGACUCACACCACCCUAUUGAUCUCCAAAAUGGACCCGAUAAAGUACAUCUUUGAAAAACCGGCCCUUACAGGAAGACUAGCCCGGUGGCAAAUGCUUUUAUCAGAAUAUGAUAUCCAGUAUGUCACACAGAAGGCCAUCAAAGGAAGUGUCCUUGCGGAUCAUCUUGCUCAUCAACCAUUGGAAGAAUAUCAGUCAAUGAAGUUUGACUUUCCUGAUGAGGAUAUCAUGAAACUAGAUGAUAAUGAAGGACCCGAGCCAGGAGAGCGAUGGACUCUCACGUUCGAUGGUGCAUCAAACGCUAUGGGCCAUGGUAUUGGGGCAGUUUUGACUUCUCCUCAUCAAACUCACAUUCCUUUCACAGCUAGAAUAUGCUUUGAUUGCACAAACAAUGUCGCGGAAUACGAAGCUUGCAUAAUGGGUCUCGAAGCGGCCAUUGAUAUGAGGAUUAAGAUCCUUGAGGUUUAUGGGGAUUCCGCCUUGGUUAUACAUCAAGUGAGGGGUGAUUGGGAAACUCGACACCCCAAUUUAGUUCCUUAUAAGGACUAUAUCUUGGAGUUGCUGCCCGCUUUCGAGGAAAUCACUUUCAAUCACAUCCCCCGAGAGGAAAAUCAAUUGGCAGAUGCUUUGGCUACUUUGGCGGCUAUGUUCAGAGUUAGCUCCCCUAAAGAAGUGCCAGAUAUAAGGAUCCUCCGUUACAAAGAGCCCGCCCAUGUGUUCCCUGCUCACUGCCUCACUACCGAAGAUGUGUAUGAUGAAAAGCCAUGGUAUUACGACAUCAAGAGGUAUGUUGAGAAGCAAGAGUAUCCCGAAGAUGCUACGAUUGGUGAUAAGCGAACGCUUCGAAGGUUAGCAUCCAAAUUCUUCUUGUCAGGAGACGUCCUGUACAAAAGAAACUAUGAUUCAGUUUUGCUCAGAUGCGUGGAUAGACACGAAGCAGAAUUGAUCAUGCGGGAAAUUCACGAAGGAUCUUUUGGAACUCAUUCCAGUGGACAUUCUAUGGCCAAAAAGAUUUUGCGAGCAGGGUAUUAUUGGAUGACAAUUGAAAGUGAUUGUUAUGUAUAUGUGAAGAAAUGUCACAAAUGUCAGGUGUAUGCUGACAGAAUUCAUGUUCCUCCAACUCCUCUGAACGUCCUGACGUCGCCUUGGCCCUUUGCUAUGUGGGGCAUAGACAUGAUUGGACGGAUAGAGCCACAAGCUUCAAAUGGACACAGAUUUAUUCUUGUUGCUAUCGACUACUUCACCAAAUGGGUUGAAGCUGCUUCUUACAAAAACGUAACCAAGCAAGUCGUUACUCGCUUCAUCAAGAAAGAGAUCAUAUGCCGAUAUGGGGUUCCAAACAAGAUUAUCACUGACAAUGGGUCCAAUCUUAAUAACAAAAUGAUGGCAGAGUUGUGUGAAGAGUUCAAGAUUGAACACCACAAUUCAUCACCCUAUCGGCCAAAAAUGAACGGCGCAGUCGAAGCUGCUAACAAGAAUAUAAAGAAGAUUGUCCAGAAGAUGGUUAGAACGUAUAAAGAUUGGCAUGAGAUGUUGCCAUUUGCUUUGCAUGGCUAUAGAACUUCUGUCCGUACUUCAACUGGGGCAACUCCCUUCUCUCUUGUCUACGGCAUGGAGGCCGUACUACCUGUUGAAGUGGAAAUUCCUUCGUUGAGAGUCUUGAUGGACGCCAAACUCGAUGAAACAGAAUGGGUUCAAACGAGGCUUGAUCAUCUCAAUCUAAUUGAAGAGAAACGCUUAUCUGCUAUCUGCCAUGGCCAGUUAUACCAAAAAAGAAUCAAGAAAGCGUAUGACGAGAAGAUUCGGCCUCGAGAAUUCCACACAGGUGACCUAGUCGUAAGGAAGAUCUUGCCAAUUCACACUGAUCCAAGGGGCAAAUGGACUCCCAACUAUGAGGGACCAUACAUUGUGAAGAAAGCAUUUUCAGGCGGUGCUUUAAUCCUGACAAAGAUGGAUGGGGAAGACGUUCCGCUUCCAGUCAAUUCAGACUCAGUCAAAAAAUACUACGCGUAAAAGACCCGCUAGGUCGACGUACCUAGGCAAAAAUAAGGGCAUCCCGGCAAACCGAAAAGGUUUGGGCAAAAAUUAGGGAUUAAACAAAAAAAGAAAAAAGAGAAUAACCCGCUAAGUUGAAAACCCGAAAGGGCGACUUAGGCAAAAAAGGGGCAUCCCGCUGGAUUGAAAACCCGAAAGGGCGAUCCAGGCAAAAGUUAGGGAUCAAAAGCGAGAGGCUGCAGUCUGAAUAUCCUUCACAAAGAUCACUAUACGCUCUUGGCAGAACGGACGGAUCAAUCCAACCACUGCCCUUCUGAAGCAAAGCAUUGAGAGGAUCGAGGAUAUGGGAACUGUAGCAAUAUCAGUUUUAAUGGAAAUCCGAACAUUUCUCUUUGCCAUUUUACUCUUUGCAUUUUAUUUUCUUUUUCGCAACUACCUCAUUUAGGAGUUGCUCCCUUGUACAGAAGCCUGUUCACAGGCAUUCCAUCAAUAAAAUGAUCUUUUGAUGCAAAAGCUUUCUUUCUUUCUUUUCAUUUUACGCAUGCGAGGUGUGAUUUAAUUCGUUAUUAAACAUUGCAUUGAGAACAUGGGGGCAAUAAUCACAAAAUCAAAACGAAACAUGAUGUUACAUAAACAUAAAAGUGCUCUAAGGGGCACCAUUUGCGUCCAAACGUUGUUUUCCGUGCAGGUUGCAGGUUCUAGUCGUCAUCUUGGCUUACGACAUGCCACAAAGGGCGUCAUCAUCCCGCGUGAAAGUUCAAGCGAAUAAUUCAUCAGUACUGGUAAGCAUGAAGCACCUGAGAAGGUCCAUAUCCCUCUUCCAUAUGACAGACGAAGAGUGGUCCCUCAAAAACCACGUUUCCCCAAGCAGUAUAGGAUGUAAGGAAAGUCGAGCAAAGCCACUUCCCCCCCAACAGAGUUAUGUUUUAAUCCUCCACACAGUUGCCAAUAAUCUUUGGCACUAUGAAGCUUCCAACGCCCACCCACAAUGGCGUCUCAAGAUCACAGGCAACGGACCCCAAUGAUCCUACUCUCCGGUUCCACCGAAGGCCUUUAUUUGGCACUCUUUGCAUAUAGAAUCCAUUGCAUAUAGCAUUUGCAUCCUCGAAAGCGUAGCAUAUCCAUCAAAAUGGAGCAUUACGCCAUAAAAAACUCAAACAUGCGUACAAAGCAUAAGCCAGAUAAUACAGAUCUGCACCCAGUCAAGACAAUAAUACAUCCCCACAUAAAAGGUCGUCCUUACAAACUUCGAUUGGUAUCUGCUGCCACAUCACGAACAUUCCCAAACCACGGUGCCGAUGCGAGGUAUCUUCAAUCUCUGAUGAGUGUCUGACCCAAUGUCUUCUCCCGUCCCUCGAUGUCGAUUCGAUGUUAAGUCAUAAGAUCGUUGCGAGAUCUUAUUCCUUCCCAAAGUGUGGAAAAUCGCACGAGAUUUUCUUUCGAUGUUGAGUCAUAAGAUCGCUACGAGAUCUUAUUCCUAUCCAAAGUGUGGAAAAUCGCACGAGAUUUUCUUUCGAUGUUGAGUCAUAAGAUCGCUACGAGAUCUUAUUCCUAUCCAAAGUGUGGAAAAUCGCACGAGAUUUUCUUUCGA